CCGACGUUUGUCACCAAAAUCAGCGCUCAUCAGUAACUUUUGUAUCUCUUUUUCUGCACAACAAUAAAGCUAGUAAGCGUCACCAAAAAUGUCAAAAAGAAUUCUUUUGUGUCUUUAUUUUAUAAUAAUAAUAAUUUCAAUAGCAAAAUUAGCUGCAUUUCCUGUCAAAAAUGACGAUAAAAUUGUAUUUUUUGAGGAAGAGGACGAAAGAUUUAAUGACUUAAUUGAUCCAAUCAAACUGUUAAAGCAAAAAGUCAGUAAAUCAAAUUACAAGAAUUUUGUGAAUAAAACUGUGACUACCAUCAGUAGAUUUGACGAUACUGACAUUGAUGAUAGUCCUGAUGACUUUAAGGCUGAUUUAGUGUCAAGUGAUGAGCUUGUUAAAUCGGCAAAUAAUACAGAAGAAUUCUUGAUUGAUGAUUCAGUCAAGCAAAGACUUGAGAAUGGGCAAUAUUUCCAAGGUGACAUGAUAAUUGCCAAGAAUCAAGAAAAUUUCUUCUUCGGAAACGCUACAGACCUUCCAUCAAGGACAGGAAUAAUUGACACAAAUUAUCGUUGGAGAAAGAACAAUGGUCUCGUCACAAUUCCUUAUAAGUUGUGGUCAAGUUCAAGAUUCACGACAAAACAAAAGACGAUGAUACGUCUAGCCAUGGAUGACAUUGAGAAGAAUACAUGUAUUCGCUUCACACCUCGCUCAAGAGAGUCGGACUUUAUCUUAAUUUAUUCGGGUGACGAUUGUUCAUCAUUUCUUGGACGUGCCGGCGGAGAGCAAGUUGUGUCGUUGAGAAAAGACGGUUGCUUCUCUCGCGGAAUUAUUAUUCAUGAAUUAAUCCAUACAUUGGGCUACGAUCACAUGCAAAAUCAUCCAGACAGAGAUAAAUAUGUGAAGAUUUUUUGGGAAAAUAUUAAGCAGGACAGUCGAUUUAAUUUUGAUAAGCUUGAUUCAAAUAAAUUUAGUAAUUUUGGAACUAAGUAUGAUUAUUAUUCAAUCAUGCAUUAUGAUCCACUGGCUUUUUCUAAAAAUGGAAGGAGAACAAUUGUUCCAACUGAGGAACAAUAUCGGAAUGUUAUAGGACAAAGAACUGCAUUGAGUAAAGGAGAUAUUGAGAGGAUUAAUCUUAUGUAUGAUUGUAAUUAUUGGGGAAAAUAAGAAGAGUUGAUUCCGAUUGGCACACAUUGAAAUGUUUGCCACCCAGCUGCCGGGUGGCAAAUAUUUCAAUGAAUUUCAAUGUGUGCCGAUUGGGAAUCAUUUUUGUAAGGACUAGA
Chironomus riparius is the source of this 1266-nucleotide messenger RNA. Lineage: Eukaryota; Metazoa; Arthropoda; Insecta; Diptera; Chironomidae. The record is from the annotation of a GenBank genome assembly.